Messenger RNA from Chelonia mydas (Green sea turtle), 4934 nucleotides. RefSeq names its product Ras and Rab interactor like (gene RINL). Lineage: Eukaryota; Metazoa; Chordata; Testudines; Cheloniidae. Bases 1553 to 3973 code for a protein of 806 amino acids. Gene Ontology annotation, biological process: signal transduction; vesicle-mediated transport. Gene Ontology annotation, molecular function: small GTPase binding; guanyl-nucleotide exchange factor activity. The transcript has 12 exons. The record is from RefSeq and is a predicted model, not a curated record. Gene Ontology annotation, cellular component: endocytic vesicle; cytosol.
CUUGCCGGUGCCCCUCACUCCCGACUGCAGCCCCCUGCCAGCCCAGCCCCGGGCUCCCGCCCCCAACAGCCUUGCCGGUGCCCCUCACUCCCGACCCGCAGCCCCCUGCCAGCCCAGCCCAGGACCCAUCCUGAGCUAUGGAUGGCGAUGAACCUGCCCCCUUUGCCUCCGCUGUCCUGGGGGGAGUCGCCUGAGGGCACCCAUCCGAGUCACUGGCGCUCCCGGGUCCCAGCGGGCGCCAGAAGUGUGACACCCCAACACACUGGUCCCUCCCCCUCCUCUCUCUCCUUCACACCGCGCCCCGUGGCCUUUCCCCUCCGCCCGGCACGGCCCAGAGACCACGUGAAGGCUGCCGGAGGUAUAACAACCACAGCCCCGGUAUCGCAGCCUUGGCUCCUUCGUCAUCGCCUUCCCACUCACCCUCGUCCUCGCCAGAGAUCUCCCUGCCGCCGCUUCUCCCUCCCCAGAGUCUUUCUGGGCUCCCGCUUGCAGGGGAGGCGAUGCUGGAACGUGCCCAGAUGCCAGAGAGAGCAGAGGACCUGAAAUGCGGGUUGCCAUUGCUCAGUGACUAAGCCUGGGGAUGAUUCUGCCUCCCCGGAUGACUCGCUGAGCGGAUUGAAACCAGCGCUGGGUUUGUUUUGAAGACCGGCAGCCCCGUUUGGAAAUAUGGGCUUGCAGGUGGGAGGGGUGGAGGGGUGUUAAACCCAGUGGGGCUCCUGGGCCCUGAUCCAAGCACCCAUUGGAAAGGCUCCCUCGGGCUCGGCUGGGGAGCAAGCGCCCCGGAGCUAGGCCCAUGGAGGGGUCAGGAGGGGGCCGUUAACCCUCUCCAAGCGCUCUUUAGAGACUGAUGCGCCAAGGGGGACGCCAGGGAGUUUCAGCGGAGAAGGUGGCUCUCAGGGAUACACGGGCCAUGGAGCCAGGACUCAGCUGGGGUCCUGUCCAGGGCAAGGCUGAGGGGCGUUGGCUCUGUGUCGGGGGGAGCUCCCGCUCCAACGACCAACAAAGGACUCCGGUCUCCAGAGACGUCCAUCCCCUAUUUGAUGUUUGUGCCUCAAGGCCCAUGGCACCCCAGGAAGAGCUAGGCCCCGCCCUGAGGCGCUCCCAGGCUGAAUAGCCAAUGCCUAGGACCGGAGAGGGUCAGGCUGGGUCCGAUCCUACGAGCCCGUUAUCCCGCCCGUGGGCAGUGGUAGCACCACAUGGAAUCACUGUCCUCCGGAAGCAGGAGAGGUGCGUUGAGGAAAACCGCCCCGCAGCGAUGUACCCCAACACAGCUCGCGCGCCCGCUGUGUCUCUCUUGUUAACCAGGGGACAGGCCCCUGCUUUGCAGAGACACCUAGAGGCUGAAAGGGGUAAUGCGAGUGAGAGUAACACUGCAGCAGGCAGGGGGGGCAACACCCCCCUCACAAUGCGCCCCCCCCCCCCCCCGUUACAAAGUUGUCUCCUGCUUACUCCCCUUGCAGAGGGAUCUGGCGCCUAAAUGAAUCCUGGGACACGGGUUUCUGAGCAAGCCGCCUCUGCUGAUGGGUUAGUUACAGCUGCCGGGCUAUAAAGGAUGCCUCACUUGUCUGCUGAAGAAGAUGUCGAUCCUUCGGGGGCUGGGGACAAUGAUAGCCGCCUCCAGCGUCUGCUGCAGAAUGGCCAGUGCCAGGCCCCGGCGGGAGACCCGCCCUCGCCCCCCCUGACGAUCCUGGACAGGCUCCUGCUGACCCAGGGGCUCUGGCAGCUGCUCAGCCUGGGCCCGGAGCAAGCCACGGAGCUGCUGAGGAUGCAGCCGCCUGGGACGUUCCUGGUGACCGGCGCGGGGAGCGGGGAGCUCAAGGUGCUGUCGGUGCAGAGCAGCGGAGAGGGGCACCAAGCCGGAGCCGUCUGCCGUUUCCACAUCAAGGAGAGCGGCUCGGCUGUUUCCCUGGAAGGGUCCCAACUGCGUUUCCUGGGGCUCCUGGAACUGGUCGCCUUCCUCUCCGUGAGCAGGGACGUGCUGCCCCUCCCGCUGCGGCUCCCGGCCGCCUUGCAACACCUCGGCAGGGCCGAGCUGAACAGCUGUGCGGCCCUGGGCAUGAGGUUCUGGAGUCCUCCCUUUAAGCCGUCGGCCACAGGCGAGGAGGAGGAAGAGAACAUGGGGUCCAGCCCCGAGUCCCCCAACGCCCCGGAGAUGAGCGGCCCGGCCUGCUGCAUCCGGGUGACGUCAGAGGACGGGGCGCUCUUCAUCAUCAACCCUCUCUUCCUGUCGGAGCACAGCAGCGAGGGCUGGCUCCCCGCUGGGGUGCCGCCCCCGUUCCACCUGCCCGAGAGAGGGGGCACCAUCCGGCUGAAAAACGGGCAGGGCCCUGGCCUGUUGGACAAGCCGCCGGCGCCUGCCGACGCCGAGAUGGGCCAGUUGGGAGCCCUGGAGCCCGGGAAGGAGGGGGAGCCGGGCAAAGCAGGCGAUGCCCCACCGGCCUCGGUGAAACGGAAACUGCUACUACGCCGUCCGGCCUGGAACAUGUCGGAGGACCAGGUGUCCCCGCCGCCGACCGAGAGGCAGGAGGGCCCGGCCUCCCCGCACCGGGUCUCUUGGAUCGAGGGGGCCUUGGACGCCCCCUGGGCGCUGAAGAAGUCCCACUCGGAGUCCUCGCUGCUGGGCGCCCGGGACAGCCUGCUCCUGCCGCCCAUCCCCGAGCUGGACUCGCUGUCGGUCAGCAGCGUGGAAGAGGAGCCCGACGCCCACCCGGCCACGCCCCGCAAGAAGCACCAGUCAGCCGCGCUGUCAGGCCGGGUCCUGCACCGGCUGUCGGCCGUGGGCAGCGCCCUGACCAGCUUCCUCUCGGCCGAGCGCCGGCUGGCCAAGCGGGUCCAGGAGCUGACGCAGGAGCCGGCCUCCUACGUCGGGGGCCUGGUGCAGAACUUCGUGGGGCACGUGCUGCGGGGCGGGGCGGCCCGGCACCCCACCAGCACCGACCUGCUGCAGGAGAUCCGCCAGACGAUGAGCAGCCUCAAGGGCUACCUGUGCGAGAGCUCGGAGCUGCAGGACGCCUGGGAGUACGGGGACCUCGAGGACGUGGACCUGGGCUCCCUGGUGGAGACGGCCCUGUACAAGUGUGUCCUGAAGCCGCUGCGGGACUGCAUCUACGGCCAGCUCCUGGAGUUUCACAGCCGGGAUGGGAGUCUGCAGAAGCUGCGCGACCACCAGCUGACCAUGGGCCGCCAGAGCCUGGCGGAGCUGGGGGUGACGGCCAACGUCCCCGACGCCCCGGCCCUCGAGCGCAUCCAGGCCAAGCUGGUCCAGAUGCACCAGGCCUACUCGCCCAAGAAGAAGGAGGCCCAGCUGCUCAAGGCCUGCAAGCUGAUCUACGAGGCCAUGAACCACGGCACGGGUGGCAAGGAGGUCUACGGGGCGGACGACUUCCUGCCUGUCCUGACCUACGUCCUGGUGAAGUGCGACAUCGUCUCGGUGCAGCUGGACGUCGAGUACAUGAUGGAGCUGCUGGACCCCAGCCAGCUGCAGGGAGAAGGCGGCUACUACCUCACCACCUGGUUCGGGGCUCUUUACCACAUCAGCAACUUCCAGUCGGCCAUGGUGACCCGGCAAAUCAGCCUAGAAGCGCAGGACUCCAUCCACCAGUGGCAACGUCGGCGUACCAUCCACCACAACCAACACAGCCGGUGCCGCUCCCAGGACAUCCUCUACGUCUCCUUCCAAGAGCCCUUCGCGAACCAGAAGGCCAUCCCCGUCCCCGCCCACAUGACAGCGGCCUCAGUGUGUGUGGUCUGCGGCAAGAAAUAUGGCGUCCCCAACCCAGAGGCCUAUGGUCUUUUCCUGGUGACGGACAGCACCUCCCGGCUCCUGGCGGAGGACAGCCACCCCCAGCAGAUCCGCUCAGCAUCCCUCAAAUCCCACAGCGCCUCCAGCUGCUUUGUUUACAAGCUGAAAAGAGAGGAGCAGGAAGCCCCAUCUGAGGGCGACGGCCCGGCUCCUGCUCAGGAACCAAUAUAAGGCUGGGGGAGAGACGAUGCAAUCAGAGGCUGGCCGGAUGGGAGCGUCCAGUCUGUGCAGCCAAAGCCCAGUGACCUCAGGACUGAUGCCGGACUCUCCCCAGAGCCUCCCGGGUCCUAAUAUCUCAGGCCACCUGGGGAAAAAACAAACCCAAACUUCCCAAGGGUCGGAGCAAACGGGCGCUGGAGCGGCCAGCAGAAAGCGUGGAAGCCCCAUUGACUUAUAACUAGGAACGGCCAAAGCCCAGAGGAGCUGACUGGAGGGGACAGUCCUGCUGGGGCGGACGGGGCGUCCCUCAUCUCUGCAGGGCACAGCUUGGGGGAGUAGAUGUCCCAAGCUGGGAUGGCCUUUCCCUGUGUUGGAAUGCUACCAGCCUUGGGGCCGUGUUGGUCAUUUAGGCUCCCAGCUGCAGCCCAGGGCCGGGACGUGGAUGGCUCGGGAUGCUGCGGUCCGGAGCACAGGAACCGUUCUGCUCUAGCCAGCUGCCUGAGCAGGGGCGGGGUGGUCCCGUGCUGUACGGGUUUGGGAGGUUGCAGCCCAGUGGGAAAGGGGCAGGGGAAAACCAAGUCCAAUUUCCUCUCCGUGGCAGGGCUGGCAUGUAUCGCCCAAGGGGCACAGCGGUGGGGGAGCAGCUUGCCCUGAUGUCCCUGCAUCAGCUUCUGUCCCAAGGGCUGCACCUGACCUCCCCACACCCCAAAUCCAGAUGACUGUAACUAACCAGCCCUUUGGUUCCCCCCACAGUUCGAGGCUGUUCAAAUGUGCUGUGAGCUUUACCACUUCUCUCUAGGGCCAGGAACCCAACUCAUGGGAAUCCCUGCUUAAAGGGGAAGUGACCUUAAACUCCUCAACCUUCUGCCUACGUCAGGGACUAUAUAUUUAUAUGACCUUCCCCCCUGUAAAGGGAGGACUUUGGCCCGCUUGGUUACUCUUUCUUUAAAUAAAAAGAGAGAACCUCUGAAAA